GUUCUUCUCUCUCCUCUUCCUCCUCCUCCUCCCUCCCUCGUUCUUGGUGUCUAUGGCUGCUGGUAUGGGCAUGUGAGCCUGCCUAAAGACUUUUGCAUGCGCAGCCUGUCUCAUUUUUAUUCACAUUCAAAGAAAAGGAACCGCACGUCCUAUCAGAGCCUAACGGAACUGUCCGACAACCAGGUGGCCAUGGACAUGGAGAGAAGCAAGUCGCCCACCUCAGGUCCCUACCCAAGCUCCCUUCACUAUGUACCUCGUUCCAUGCCUGAGCCCGUGGGCAGUCUGAGAGCCAACCACUGCAGUCCAGUCUUUUACUUACUGGACAAUGAUCAUGUCAAUGGACAUUGCACUAGCCCCACCUCGCAGCCAUACUCCGUGGGGAAGUCUCGCAUUCCAGGGGCUCCCGAGGGCCCGAGGCUCACCCGGAGAGGGCCCGGCCGACCACCCUUCCGCAAGGCCCAGUCCGCCGCUUGCAUGGAGAUCUCUUUGCCUGUUUCCUCCAUCACGGAAGAAAACAGAGAGAAUUCGUUCGGCCGCUCGCGAAGCUCCAGUGUGUCCAGCAUAGACCGCGACACCAAGGAAGCAGUGACCACGCUGCAGUUUGGAGAGUCCUACGGUCGUAAAGGUGACUCCCUGCCCGCCGCCUGCCUGUGGGUGGGCACCAGCCUGGGCGUGGUCCUCCUACUGCCCAUAUCCAUCCCCACAGAGAGGGAGAGGCUGGAGGAGCCUGUCACCAUGGGGCCCAGCGGUACCAUCCUGAUGCUGAAGGGCUCAGUGCUAUCCUUUUCCUUCCUGAAUUGUGGGGGCACUCUUAUCCAAAGUCCCUACGAGGUAUGGCGGGAACCCAACGUCCCCGAGGACCCCGACGAGCCCCGCAAGCGCAAGCUGGUCAACUUAUCCCCGCUGUCUUCCCAGGAGACAUGUGGGGACGGUCACCUGGCCGUGGUGUGUUCUGAGAAACAGGCCAAGGUCAUCCUCAUGCCUACCCAGGCUGUCCUGUUCACACACAACGUCACAGAGUCUUCCUUCCUCCUGCGGGCUGACGUCGUCUCUGUCUGCAACAGCGUCUGCCUGGCCUGCUUCUGCGCCAACGGACACGUCAUGACCCUCAGUUUGCCCAGUCUUAGACUCCUAAUGGAUACUAACUACCUUCCCCUGACGGACGUGCGUAUCGCCCGCACCUUCGUCUUCACCAACGGCGGUCAGGCUCUGUACCUGACCUCUCCUACAGAGAUACAGCGCAUCGCAUACAGCCAAGAGAUGACGGACAACCUGCAGGACAUGCUGGGUGAGCUGUUCACUCCUAUAGAAACGCCAGAGGCCCAGAACAAAGGAUUCCUCAAGGGCUUCUUCGGGAGCAAUACCCAGACCUUCGACAGAGAAGAGCUGUUUGGGGAGGCAGCAGCAGGUAAGGCCUCUCGGAGCCUGGCCCAGCACAUCCCUGGUCCAAUGGGAUUGGAGAACGUGAGGGCUGCAGCCGGCGGGGUGGUGGGGGACCUGGCCCGAGCCCGCAUCGCCUUGGAGCAGAGAGGAGAGAGACUGGGAGAGCUGGAGGAACGCACCACCCUCAUGUUGAAAAGCGCAGAGACGUUCUCCACACACGCCCACCAGGUAAUGCUGAAACACAAGGACAAGAAAUGGUAUCAACUUUAAAGUAGGACAGCGGGCCACGACUGCCGAUGCUUUGCUGGGACAUGGACCAUCACUCUACAGAUGAGAGAGAGAGAGAGAAAGAGAUAGAGAGAGCAAGAGCGAGAGCGAGAAAUUACUUGUGUUUAUGGGCCUCUCUGCAGGACGUCUGUACAUCAUUGUCACAAGACUUGGACAGAGGGCGGUCACUGAGAUGGACACAGACCAGGAAGUAAGUUGGUAAGACGGGGGAACCCAGGAAGUGGAUGAUGACAGUCCAUCAGUGUGUGUGCGUGGGUUACCCAGAUCUUGCUGUGUAGAUACUCUAACGUUAUGAAACCAACAAGACUGAAUUAAACAAAAUGGAUGACUACUGAUAACAUACAACUGCCAUAUCAAAAAGCAGCAUGCUACUUUAAGAAAUACUAAAUAUAAUGUGUAUUUAAUAAUAUAAGCCAACAAAAGAAAGUGUGAUUUUUUGGGGGGGAAAUAUUUUUUGAAAUAUGAAAAAAAAUAUAUAUAAAAAUGAAAAUGUAUGCCUGUAUUGCUAUAAAGCCAAAUGUUUUUUUGUUGCCUUCUUUAUAACUCUCAUUAAGUCUUUCAACACGUAUCACUCCACACAUUCUGAACAACUAUACUUCACCAACACUCAUUUCAUUCCGUUGGGCGUUGCUACUCACAGUACUUUACCUGUUAGCUAAAACAUUUCAGCCACAUGAUGGAAAUGAAUGAACACAGAGAAUAGAUGUGUAAAGUGUGAAUGGUAAUAAGUUGUGUUGGCUGAGGGGCCGUGGUGAUAGUAGCCUGUUAUUGAAUGUGUUUAUAUUUAUAAAAAAUGAUUAUUCACGUGCCAUACAAUCGAUACUGGCCAAGCCCUUUACUUUAAAACUAGCAAAGAGUUAGUUUGUGUGGUAAUGAGGAUGUUUGCUGUAGAUGAGAUUGGGUGAGACUAACCUUUCGGUAUGUUGAUAGGUCGUCUUUCUUUGUCAACUGAGUUUCUGGUUCUUUUGACAGAAUUCUGAUAUUCUUCUUUUUUUCUGUUUUGUUUUGUUGGUGUUUUAUAUGGUUCUUCACUGGGAAAUCUUCUGCCUGUCUUCGUCGUAUCGUGUAUGAGUUUGUUUAAAGUCAGUGUGUGACUCACACACCGCCCAUGUAAAGACAAAAAAACUCUUACUCUUUCUUCAGCCCGAAAGCAAAUUCAACAUGAAUGAAGCCCACGAACGGAAGAGUGUAUCACAAACAUGUUAUUGUGGAUGGCUGGGAGCGUCUCCGGAUUGGUAAAAAAUUUUUUUUUAAUAAGAGUAGACCUAGCUAGAAGACUUGAGGUAUAGUCUGGUCCAUUUAAACACUAACUCCAAUCCAGAGCAGAGGUAUCCUUCGUUUGGUGCGUUUGCCUACUGGAUCCAGUCUAGUAGUAGCCUACCGUCGUCAGCCGUGCAGUGUCGGUCGUCAUUGGCACCGAUAGUAUACAGGCCUUCUACAGACCUUCACAUAUAAGGAAUUCAGACUUGAAUGAAUUUGAAGCAAAUAUGCUUUGUUUUACUUGUAUUUUUUAUCUUGAUGACCUUAAAUGUAACCCAUCUUACCCUUUAGUGGAUGGUGGUAGCCUCUUCUCUCCUAAAGAUUGUUCUAUGAUAUUGUGUUACUGUUGUUAUUGUUGUUGUUGUACAGGUCAAUAAAUGUACACGUAACACUGACAAUCAAAAGGUGACAUGACAACACCAUUGUCUUUUUUUUUCAGUUUCUAAGUGUUAUGUUUUGUAUUUUCAAAUAAUACACACGUCGAAAUGAUUGUUAUGACCACAAUAAUCACUCACCCUCCCUCACCGAUGCUCAAAUGUCCACCCAUGUCCAAGUAUGACCACAAUAAUCACUCACCCUCCCUCACCGAUGCUCAAAUGUCCACCUAUGUCCAAGUAUGACCACAAUAAUCACUCACUCUCCCUCACCGAUGCUCAAAUGUCCACCUAUGUCCACCUAUGUCCAAGUAUGACCACAACAAUCACUCACCCUCCCUCACCGAUGCUCAAAUGUCCACCUAUGUCCACCAAUGUCCACCUAUGUCCAACUAUGUCCACCCUGCCUUGAACCACAGAAGGAUUGUAACCAUGACCAUACAGUCACCAUUCUCCCAAUAUGUUACACAACAACAAUAUAGCUCACACACACACACACACACACACACACACACACACACACACACACACACACACACACACACACACACACACACACACACACACACACACACACACACACACACACACACACACACACACACACACACACCCAUACACAGUGUGCACACACACACACAAACAGGUUAAAACGUGCACUAGCGCUAUUCAUUUGACUCUGCUUCUUCUCAGGCUAGUGAGAUAUUCCUGAAGGAAAGACAACCUACUGUGCUGAGUGCCAGUCAGUCCCAGAGCUCAUAUCACACAGCGUUGGAUUCUAAAGCCUGCUACUACAGUAUUUGGUGGCUUUACAGGCUAAUGUAUUUGGUGGCUUUACAGGCUAAUGUAUUUGGUGGCUUUACAGGCUAAUGUAUUUGGUGGCUUUACAGGCUAAUGUGAAGGACAUUGUCCAUAACUGAGUGUGGUGGUCAUAGAAAUAUAGUCUAUAGAUUAUAUCUCAGUAUUUACUUUAAUGUCCAUUAGAUUUGUGUUUGAGCUAGUAACAGUGCAGUUAACUUCAAUGGCUGAGAAAAAUAAAAAAUAAACAGAUUCUACUGACUGACAAACAGGGUGUUUUUUAGUAUGUUUUGGGAUUUAUUAUCAACUGUACAACAACUCUAGCGUAGGUUUUUGUUUUUCUGUCGCCGUUGUGACCAACCUGUUUAAUGAAUCAUGGUACUGACCCGGAUGUAUUAUGGUUCUGUUCAAUGUCACUGGAACCGCUGGUCCAACGAAACUGUUGUUUCAAGACCAAGACAACCAUUUGGUUCUUUUCUCAAUAAUGGCAGCAAAAGUUUGUCUUGUUUAAAUGGAUUCUACCACCUGUUGAUCUUGUUGAUAUUACAGUAGGGUAUUAGAGAUGACUGAAAGAAAAAAAAAACGGAAAAUGUUUUUUUGUUGAUGCAAAUGAAACAUGGAAAUAAACAUUGAUUGAUGUACACAUCAGAUAA
Messenger RNA from Salvelinus fontinalis (brook trout), 4756 nucleotides. Its product is annotated as syntaxin-binding protein 5-like. The coding region runs from base 97 to 1653 and encodes 518 amino acids. Gene Ontology annotation, molecular function: GTPase activator activity; syntaxin binding; myosin II binding. The record is from RefSeq and is a predicted model, not a curated record. Gene Ontology annotation, cellular component: plasma membrane; SNARE complex; cytoplasm. The transcript is spliced from 10 exons. Lineage: Eukaryota; Metazoa; Chordata; Actinopteri; Salmoniformes; Salmonidae. Gene Ontology annotation, biological process: regulation of exocytosis; regulation of protein secretion.